Penicillium bovifimosum is the source of this 2619-nucleotide messenger RNA. RefSeq names its product M protein repeat protein. NCBI's taxonomy places the organism in Eukaryota, Fungi, Ascomycota, Eurotiomycetes, Eurotiales, Aspergillaceae. The transcript is spliced from 3 exons. The record is from RefSeq and is a predicted model, not a curated record. The coding region runs from base 1 to 2619 and encodes 872 amino acids. Gene Ontology annotation, cellular component: Golgi apparatus; endoplasmic reticulum.
AUGGCGCAGAACUCUCAGACGCAAAAGCCAAAAUGGGGCGUGGGCUCUUUCCUCCAGCAGGCAGUAGCGGGCGUCGAGUCUCGACUGGAUCACAUAUUGAUGGACGAGGAGACUAAUCACACAAAGCCCGCUGAAACUCAUGACGGAGAGAUGCCCGCAACAAAAGCUCCCACUGCUCCGAUUUCCCGCAGUUCAUCGACGGCACGAAGAAAUGACCGGCUUCAGGAACGGCUGGCUCGAGCCAUGGCGAAGCAAGCUGCCUCAAACCUUGGUUCUCAGUCUCCUCAUAGCCGGGUCUCAUCGCCACCCGCUAGCCCAGUACCCAGCAGUGGCGCUCGGUCCAGUAUGGACAUUGAUUCAAACGUUGCAUCGGUGAACGGUGCGGCAGAAGACUCCAAAACCUCACGGCCGAACGACGACAGUAAUGCGGCUACAUUGAUAUCACCGAGAACGAGUCAUGAUCCAGGGGCAUCGCCGCGUGUUUCAGCGGACAUCAGUGUCUCUGGCUCAGCGCCCAGGGCCUCUAUAGAUGUGAUUCAAUCAUCAAACGAUUCAGCCACAGCCGGCCAAGAUACGUCGGAUUCACAACGGAGCGAACUUCUGAGUACUCUUGCUUCAAGCGAUAGUCCGCGGGCCAGCGUUGAAUUGCCAUCAGAAGUGCCGGCGGAAGAUCUGAACCCGGACAUUGCUCGCUUGCAGGCUGACCAUAAAGCUGCUGAGGCGCAAUGGCAAGAGGAGAUACAUGGUUAUAUUGAGCGCAUAGAUGCAUUGCAGUCAAAGUUGAAAUACCUCGCUAAGGAUGCUGCCGAAUCGGCCAAAACUGCUGCGGCAAAUGCUACUCCAGGGAGUGCGCAGAAAACCCUCUUGGAAAAAGAUGAGAAAAUCGCAUUACUUCUUGAAGAGGGGCAGAAGUUAUCCAAGUCUGAAAUGGACCACCGGACUGUGAUCAAGAAAUUGCGCCAGCAACUCACCGAAAACACAAAAUCUCAGACUGAAAUGAGGAAAAGGAUGGACAGACUUGAGCGGGAUGCGGUCAACUCCGAAGCAAGGGCCAAGCGGGCAGAGGCGGCAGAGAAGAGGGCAAUCGAGUCUUUAGCAUCUCACACCAAGUCAACUAAAGACCUGGAAGCUGUGAUCGAUGAACGCAAUGCACUCAGCCAAACUGUUCAAGAGAUGAAGUCGCAAUUGAGCCGGGCUGUCGCUCGUGCCGAAGAUGCGGAGACAAAAGCGAAUUCUGACGCUUUGGAGCAGCAGAAGCGCCAGGCAGCUGAACUAGACGAGGAACUAUCUAACCUUAAGAUCGAGCGCGACAUCAGCGAAGCAAAGUUUAAGAAAACGAUCUCCGAAUUGCAGGAGAAGAUCGAGCAAGAAAGGGAAAGAGCACGUAUGCUUGAGGCCGAGUUGAAAGGUGAACAAUCUGUCUUGGAAAGUAAAAUGGAAAGCCUUCGCUCCCGUGCAGAAGAAGCAUCAUCGGGGGCAACGGGGGAGACUCAAGCCAAACUUCUGCGUCAGAUUGAGACACUGCAAACUCAAUAUGCUGUCGCUAGUGCAAACUGGCAUACAUUGGAGGGCUCUUUGCUCUCGCGCCUUGCAAAUGUGGAGAAAGAGCGUGAUGACGCCGGUCGACGAGAAGUCGAUCUGCGGAAGAAAAUUCGGGAGAUGAACCUCAAGUUGAAGAAAUUUGAAGAGCAGUUGGACAACGCAAAAGAGGUCGAGCACGAUCUAACCAGCAGACUCGAUGCGCGUAUGGAAGAGCUUCAGAAGCUGCAACAGCGGCUCGAGAAAGCUGCAGAUGAGCUCGCUUCAACGCAGAAGGAGAUGGCCGAGCAGAGGAAAGCGAGUGAUGCAACGUGGGCGCAGAAGUUGGAGCAGAAGUUGGAAGAAGAGCGGGCCAAAUGGAGGGAUCAAGUGAACUCCCCAUCGCACCUACGCGGAAUGUCGCCCGUUGCAUCUACUCGGCGGUCAAGCACUCUCGACGCGACAACGCCGGGAUUGUCGGAUUUCCGCCCUCCUAGCCGGCGCUCAUCUGUCAUGCCUUUCAUGUCACCUGAGAUUGGCACCCCGCCCCGGCAAAACUCCUAUCCUGCCUCAGUUGCCCAAUCCACCCUCUCUCCCCCACCGAUUCAUUCAAAUCAAUCAUUCUUGGGAGCACCCUCAAUCAGCUUCGAGCCUGAAGAGUAUUUCGGCGACUCCGGCACUCCUAUCGCUCCUUCCGCGUACGGCGGUACGCAAGCACCUCCAUCACGUGGUAUCAACGACAUCAUCUCCGAGUCCACGGUCGGCGCCGGUCCAUCUGUGCAGCUGGUUGAGCGCAUGAGUGCCACAGUCCGCCGCCUGGAGAGCGAGCGUGCGGGUUCCAAGGAUGAAUUGGCUCGCGUGACGAGCCAGCGCGACGAGGCCCGGCAACAGGUCGUGGAUCUUAUGCGCGAGCUCGAAGAGAAGCAGGUCUCUGAUUCUCGGCUGCGGGAGCUAGAAGCAGAAUUGGAGGACCUUGAUCAGCGGUACCAGACUACUUUGGAGAUGCUGGGCGAGAAGAGCGAGCAGGUCGACGAGCUUAAUGCUGAUAUUGCCGAUCUCAAAAAGAUAUACCGCGAGCUGGUUGACAGCACCAUGAAAUGA